AUGAUGAUGAUACAAUUAUUAUUCUUAAUUUCUCUUUUUGCUAUUGCUUAUGGCGCAUCAAUAAAAUUAGAAGAGAGAAUUGUAGGAGGAAAACUUGCCUAUCCAGGUGAAAUCCCAUAUCAGAUUUCUCUGCAAUAUGGUGGUGAACAUUUCUGCGGUGGAGUUAUAAUUAACAAGGUUUACAUACUAACUGCUGCUCAUUGUGUAUAUGGUAUAAACAGUUCGGAUGUUUCGGUUAUUGUGGGAACAACAGAUCUACGAAAACCGCAUUCAGAACAUCUAGUUCAGUCUAUUUACGUACACGAAGAGUUCAAUAUUACAAUUAUAAAUGGUCUCAUAAUUGUAAGCGCCGACAUCGCUUUACUAAAGCUUCAAUCGCCAUUGAAAUUUUCUUGUCUGGUAUCUUCCGUCAAUUUACCAGAACAAAAUCAAACUGUCGAGGCAGGCUCGACAGUAGUAGUAUCGGGAUACGGUGUAACAUCUCCUGAAGGAAACUUUACUACACAGUUGUACGUUGUAAAAAAUAUCAUAACUAAUGAGACCUAUUGUAGAGAAACAUAUGAGAAAGAUCUAAAUAUAAGCAUUACUCAUCAGCAUAUCUGCGCAAAUCAUCCAGUCAUACAAAAGGGUGCAUGUGCGGGUGAUUCCGGUGGCCCUCUUACUUUCAAUGGACUACUCAUAGGACUGGUUUCGUUUGGGAAUGAGGGUUGCACUAGUGUAAAAUAUCCCGCAGUGUAUACGCGGGUUGCAUUGUUCAUCGAUUGGAUAAAUGAGCAUAUGGAUAAAAUAUAA
Cyphomyrmex costatus is the source of this 792-nucleotide messenger RNA. Its product is annotated as trypsin-7-like. Gene Ontology annotation, molecular function: serine-type endopeptidase activity. Gene Ontology annotation, biological process: proteolysis. The transcript has 7 exons. The record is from RefSeq and is a predicted model, not a curated record. Bases 1 to 792 code for a protein of 263 amino acids. Lineage: Eukaryota; Metazoa; Arthropoda; Insecta; Hymenoptera; Formicidae.